AUGCCUCUUUAUAUAAUAUCAUUCAAUGAAUAUUAUCGUAAAUUAAUGAAUUUUAACAGAACAUCAUACAAUAAAUCUCAUUGUAAUUUAAUACAUUUUUAUGUAAUAUCAUUCAAUGAAUAUUAUGGUAAACCAAUGCAUUGUAACGUAACAUCAUAUAAUAAAUUUCACUAUAAAUUGAUACAUUUUAAUGCAUCAACUCGACAACAAGAUUUCUAUGAUCAAUAUUCAUCAUCAUACAGUGAUUCACAUUACUGGCAUGAAAAUAAUUCAAAUUCAUAUGAUAUUUAUGGUUCAACACUGGUGGAAAUUCCUCAAUUUCAACAUCCAUCUCAUACACUUUUACAACAAAAUGGUUUUACUCAACAAGUUUAUCUUAAAUAUAAACAAGAAUGUCUUGAUGAAAAAGAUUUUCGUCAACAUGUAUUUGAAGAUUUUCAACAUGAAACUCUUUGUAAUCAUGAAGCUGAUUUUCGUGUUGAUGGUGCAUCAUUUCCACAACAACUUUUUCCAACAAAAUCAAAUUAUAAAGAAUUUAGUGUUUUAGGAAGAAUUGAUAUUGGUUUAGAUAUUGGUGGUGGUGUGAUUAAUUCUAUACUUUAUAGUGUUGAUCGUAGUCAUCGAGCUGUUAUUUUUGAUCGUUUUCAAGGUGUUAAGCUAGAUGUUAUUGAAGAAAGAACUCAUUUUAUGAUUUCAUGGCUUCAUAGACCAAUUAUAUUUGAUAUUCGUACACGACCACGAUCUGUUCCAUCAAUAACAGAAAUAAAAGAUUUACAAACAAUUAAUAUAACAUUACGUAUUCUUUAUCGACCAAGAGCUGAACUUUUACCAAAAAUUUUUUGCAAAUUUGGUUUUAAAAUCUGUUGUACUAAGUCUCAAUUUGAUGCUAUUGAAUUGAUUACACAACGUACACUUAUUUCUCAACGUAUUAGUGAAUUAUUAAUAGAACGUGCUGCUCAAUUUGGUUUAUUACUUGAUGAUAUUUCAAUUACACAUUUAAGUUUUAGACCUGAAUUUACAAGUGCUGUUGAAUUAAAACAAGUUGCACAACAAGAUGUUGAAAAACAACGAUUUUUAGUCGAAAAAAACCAAGCUGAACAAAGUCGUCAAGCAAAUGUUAUGGCAGCAGAAGAUGAUGUUCGUGCAGCUGAUUUGAUUGGCAAAGCUUUAGAUGAAGCUGGUGAUGGUUUGAUCGAACUUCGACGAAUUGAAGCCGCUGAAGGUAUUGCAAAUCAAUUAUCAAAAUCAAGAAAUAUCGUCUAUUUACCACAUGGUCCUCAAAUGUUACUUAACAUUACUAGUGCUAUGCAAUAA
Rotaria sordida is the source of this 1314-nucleotide messenger RNA. NCBI's taxonomy places the organism in Eukaryota, Metazoa, Rotifera, Eurotatoria, Philodinida, Philodinidae. The record is from the annotation of a GenBank genome assembly.